AUGUUGGGACUUAAUCGAUUUUUUCGUGAUUUUGCUGCUUUGUUUCACCGAACAUAUUUAUUAAGCAUCCGAAAACGAGGUCAGACGAUAACCGAGAUUCUUUUGGCAUGUAUUUUUCUUGGCCUGUUAUUGGGGCUGCGUUAUACAAUUGAUCGUCGUUCAUUAUCCAGUUAUCAACUAGCACGAUUUCGACCACAAGAUUUAAUGACUCUUAAUAAAACAUAUACAAAUCUGACAAAUGUAAUUUACUAUUAUCCACCAGGAACAUGUACACAGGCAAUUGUAACAGCAGCUGUGACAAAAUUAACAACAAGUUGGCCAACAUUUAGUCCAACAGUUCAAAGUCUUUCAUCAUCAGAUAUUGAAAAUACUUUAUCAACGUCAACUCAACAAAGUCUCUAUGCAUUUAUUUAUUUUACGAACGUUGAUUCAAGCUGCGCAAGUCCUUCAUCUCUACCAGAUCAAAUACAGUAUACCCUAAGAAUGCAAGAAAAUGGUUUAUUUAAUUAUCGAGCAGAGAAAACAGUUGUUGAACAAGCAAAUAUUUUGUGGAAAUAUUCACCAGAAUACUAUUGUCAAGACAAUCUGAAUGAAAGCAAUUACACAACUUCAUUCUUAGGUGUUCAAUAUUUCGUCGACUUAGCGAUCAUUGAGUAUGCAACAUCAACAGCAAUGAAUGAUUUAUCAAACGUUCAUUUAAAUCAUUUUGGUUGCCCCUCUUACUAUGAUGAUCAAUUAUAUUCUCAAAAUAAUUUUUUCCUUUGUAUCUUUAUCGCAUUAAUAUUUAUGAUUACAUUUAUUAUGAAUCUGGGUUAUAUUGUUGAAGAACGACACAAUAAAAUAAAGCAGCUUGAGAAAGAUGAGGGCUUCACGGGUAGAAAAUAUUUUAGUGUCUUUGCCAAGGACGAAGCUCUAACAGUCAAAGUAGUUGGCUUUCUAUUAUGGGUUAUAACAUUUAUUGAUUAUUAUACGACAGCUCCAUUAGGUGUUAAGUAUUUCAUGACCAUGUUUCCAAAUACAAGUUUGAUGUUUAUUAUACAAGUUAUGUUGCAAUAUGAACGAAAAAGUUGUAAGUUAUUCUGUAUGAUUGUUAUUAAACUCAUUCAGAGCAAUUUUUAACAUAGUUUUCAGAAGAGUCUGAUCUAAACUAAAAUUUUCUUGUGCAAUUAAAAAAAGAGGAGACAGUGAACUGCCAUAGAGCACGACGGUAGGGGUGAAUAAGAUCAUAUUUUUGUUCCCGAUAUAUUUCAAACAAAAUUAUAUGGCCAAUAUUAACAUCAAAUUUUAAACUUAAAAACUAUCACGGGCUCAGAUUUUUGAAACUGAUGAUCUAGCCAGUUAACAAAAAACAGUUUUCGUAAUACGGAUUUUUUUUCGUACUGUGAUAAGCUGCACGUUUUCUAGAGUGAUAGCGGCUUCUGAAUGAAAACCAGAUAGUAUCAAAGAUGGACUUGAAUCAAUCAAGGACUUUACAUAUUACCAGCAAAGAAAAGAACGCAUUUUUCUGAAUUUUUUAGCGGUAAUGAUUAGAUAUGCACCGGGUCGAGCUACCCGAAAUUCGAGCUACUCGAAAUUCGAGCUACCCGAAAUCCGAGCUACUCGAAAUUCGAGCUACCCGAAAUUCGAGCUACUCGAAAUUCGAGCUACCCGAAAUUCGAGCUACUCGAAAUUAGUAUUUUUUUAAUGAAAAAUGAAAUCAAAACACUACUUCAAUCUAUUCUAUUGACUCUUUGAGCUGAUAAAAUAGAAAUAAAAAACCGUUAAAAUAUCGACAUCAGGACACUCUCUAAAUAAUCUCACUU
Didymodactylos carnosus is the source of this 1802-nucleotide messenger RNA. Lineage: Eukaryota; Metazoa; Rotifera; Eurotatoria; Philodinida; Philodinidae. The record is from the annotation of a GenBank genome assembly.